This is a messenger RNA of Sinocyclocheilus grahami, 4994 nucleotides long. Its product is annotated as rho guanine nucleotide exchange factor 40-like. The coding region runs from base 120 to 4667 and encodes 1515 amino acids. Lineage: Eukaryota; Metazoa; Chordata; Actinopteri; Cypriniformes; Cyprinidae. The transcript is spliced from 24 exons. The record is from RefSeq and is a predicted model, not a curated record.
CUGGGAAACACUGAAGCGACGGUUUCAUUCGAGCAAAGGGAUCGUGUGCCUGUGUGGAUGUUCAGAAACACAGAGCAAUGUAGUUCAGUUCAGUUCAGUCCGGACGGCAGCGUGAAGUCAUGGGUUCAGAGGCGGUAGAGGACUGCGUGCAGGGGGCGCUAUCUUCCCUCUACCCUCCUUUUGAAAGCACCGCUCCUCCUCUCCUCUCUCAGGUGUUCUCCGUACUCGAGUCCACCUAUCAGCACGACAGCUUGAGAUAUCUGCUGGAUUUCUUCAUUCCUGCCAAACACCUUCUGCACAGAUUACAGCAGCAUGCGUGUUCACAGUAUCUGGGCUGUCUCUUCUUGCACUCUGGUUGGCCACUGUGUUUGGGAGAGAAGGUAGUAGUACAACUCUGUACUUUGGACUGGAGACUCCUGCAUAGUACUGACUUCUACCUACAGGUGGUCCCCUUCUCGACGCGUUGUCCUCGCCUUGCUCUUAAGUGCCUUGCACCCGGUGGGAGGAACGUACAGGAGGUCUUAGUGCCAGAGUCACAGCAUCCGCUGGUGUUUACUUCAGAGUGGCUACACUGCAUCAACAAGGAGCGUGGCUGCAAGAGAGAAGGUGGAGGACGUUUGGACACUUGUCUGGUGAGUACAUGUGACGGAGUGGUCCGUAUUCCAUGGGAAGAGGUGGUCUAUCCCAAACUCCUCCACAAUCCAUCCGAUCCUCUCCAAGACAAUCCUGAUCGAACUGACUUGUCAUCAGGGGGUUUGGGCCUUGGUUGGGGCAGCUCUUCAGGAGAGCAUGAUUCCUGGUCCUGGGAUGAAGAGGAUGACUUGCCUCCAGAUGGGAAUGAGGCGGAAAUUGAGGCUGCAUUAGAAUCCCUGCGCAGAAGCAGUGAUGACCAUCUUGUAGCUGAUGGUGCUGGAGAUUAUGUUGAACUGCUAGAGCCCAGAGGAGGCCCAGAUGGUGGUGCUGAUCCCAAACAGUGCUACCUGGAGAUGCAUGGAAUAUGUAAGACCAAAACAUUGCCCCUGUGUAGGAGGGGUAAAGCAAUACGAUUACGGAAGGGGAAGGGGAGAGGGUAUGGGAAGACUGAACCUGGUGCUAGGGCUGGAAGUCUGGUACGAAGGGAUAGCAACAACAACGGUAAGGAUGGAUUAGUUUCCUGUAGUGACUUGGCUGCCUCAAGGCCCUUGCCUCGUGUCAUUGAUUUGGGUCGCCAAAGAAGGACACAUUCCCCUUCAUUCCAGUACUCUGAUAAAGAUGCUAGAGACCCAGUAGGUCUCGAAUGCAGAUCUCAUUGUAUGGACAGUCUGGCAAAAGAGAGGAGGCCAGGGGUAGGAAAAGAGAGAGAUGGGAAUGGGGGUACACUGCCCUGGGAGGAGUGUCAGAGAAAGAAAUGUUCCAGCAGGCGAUGUUCCACAGAUGAUAAUGAUGUGGCUAAGAGCAAAGCAGACAAUCUGGAAGAGGGACAACAGGACCACAAUCAAAGAUUGCACUGUGGCUGUGAUGACAAAAUAUUGGCCAGCACUUUAGACAGUAGACAUGAGGUUGCAACGUUAGCAAAUCCCUCCAAUGCUGCAGAUAAUGGAGCUGUCUCGUUGGCUGUUUAUGGAGAAAAAAAAGACAUAAACAAGAAAUUGGCUGGAGAAUCUAGGACACUGACAAUGUCUCUCCAAGAUUCUUCCCUGAAAAAUGCAUCUGAUUCAUCAGGUUGUUCACAAAGCAGAACCAAGCACUCAGACAAUACCAGUAAAGAGAAAACAGAUACAAUUUUGCCACCAUCAGGUACUGUAAGCGCCACACAAGAAAAGUGUCCUGGAAAGUCGGAUAACUUUGUUUGUCCUAGAGGAAAAGAAGUAAAAACAGGUGGAUUUAGAGCACCCAGGAGGAAAAGGAAAGCCAAAGGAGGCAAAGGGAAGGCCAAAUCCAAUGGCCGUGUACAACAUAAAGGCAAAGGUGACUCAAAAAACCCAACCAAAGCCACCCAACCAAUCAGCCAUUCUAGCCAAUCAGAGGAGGCUCCUAAGUUAUCCAAAGAUUGCAAAGGCUGUGUAUCAGCCUCUGACACAGAAACAGAUGCAAAGUCAAAAGAUGGAGAAAGUCAGUCUGGCACAUCCUUUCCUGACCAUUCCCAAAAUGAGAUAGGAUUACCCGAAUCUGCUGCGCACUUAAAAUCCAAAUCUCCACCUCCUCAUCUUAGAGACCUAGAUUUCAAUCUUCUGCAGACAGGAAAGCUCAAAUUAACAGGUACUAUGGACCGACUGGGACGAGCAUUGGUUAUCACACAAGGUCACCUCCCAGAGGAUGGAUGGAACACAGAUGAAAUUAUAAAAGUGCUGUCCUGCUAUUACACCAUCACCAGACCUAUGGCCAGAGAGAAGGGUCUUACUGUCAUAGUGGACAGCAGAAGGUCUGCCACGUCUGAACUCUGUCUCUCUGCACUGAAGCUCUUCAAGGGACAGGCAGCAACAGGGCUUGACUCAGUUCUUAUCCUAACUGAGGAACAAGAUAAAUCGACCCAACCGUGUCUGGAUGGAAUAGAGGUGCAUACAGUACGAGGUACGGACAUCCUUCAGCAGUUUGUGGACAAGCAGCAGUUGCCCAAAGAAAUGGAUGGAGACUUUAACCACUCACAUGAUGACUGGCUCACUUUUAGACUGAGUUUGGAGCAGCUGACUGAGCGCUGUGAGAGCGCCCUCACCCUGCUGGGAGACGCACUGCAGUCUAUGAACACAGAACCACUACCUGACUGCAUUAAGAAUGUUACCCUCAGCGUCGACAAACACAGGCAGUUAAUGACAGGCAUCCUCACUGACCAACGGCUGACAGAGCUGCAGCAGAGGGGUGGGACUUGGCUGGCAGGUCUGGCCAAUGGGACUCCAGGGCUGGCACAGAAAUCCCCAGACUGCAAGGCUGCUCUGGCAGUGACCUCUAACCUGUAUGACAGUGUGGAUGAUGCGCUUCACCGGCUGGUGCGUGUGUCCAAUCAGAGGGGUCGUGACCUGGAAGCACUGGGGAGAUUGGCUACACUUGUGGAUAAAUUGGACAAGUGUGACAGAAACAUAGAGCACGUACAGCAGCAGCUCGAGGACUAUAAACAUCCUCCUCUGUCUCUCAGCAGACUGUCACUCAAACAGCACAAGUUCAGGAGCUUCAGAGAGUCUGCGAUGGAGCUUCACAGUGAGACUCUGGUGUUGCUGGGAGAGGUGGAGAACUGGUCUGAGCUGGAUUGGCCCAGUCUCAGAGCCGUGCUGGACAAACUCCCUCCAAUAAGGGAAAAAGUGCGAGACAUGUCUCACUGUCUGUCAGACUGCUGGACACAGCUGGACAACACACAGCGACUGCUGUCUACACUUACUGAAGCGUCUCAGUGGUGUGAUGUGGUGUCAUCCUCGUCUCCUUCCUCUUCCUCGUCCUCCCCUCUCUCCUCUCUCCCUCCCAUCCCUCCAUCACGUUUCCAGGAUGCUCGCGCUCUUGCGCUGGAUCUGGGCGGUGGGGCUUUGCUGGACCUCUGGUCCCAGACUCUGGAGCGCUAUCAGAAAACUCUGGCUCAGUUUAAGAGCCGAAUCCUGCAGGCGGAAAGAGGCUCCUCAAUGGCCCAGGGUCAGGAGCCAGACUCCGGGGGACGAGGGAGGACCCCUGCCCCCAGCACGUCCAGCCUGGGGGAUUUAGAGGGGGAGGUUGAGCCGGACUGGUGCCCUGGAGGUGGAGAGGUGGGCCUGCAGUCCUGGGGUUCACUGGCGUCUCUCUUUCGGCCACAAAACUGCUCAACACUCAAGAUUGGUGAGGAAAAGAAGAAAGAGGGGGUGAAUCCAGGAGGGGGGAAGUUUCUACAAAAUCUGCUGCACCCAGCCAAGAAAAAUUCAAAGCUGUCUUCUUCUCUUGUUCCUGCUCCUCCGUUUCCUCAGUGUCUCUCCACUCCGGUUCAGAGACUGGAGCAGUACUGCCAGACACUGGAGGAACUGGGCGGUCUCAACCCCACCUCUGACUCCGCCCUCUCCAUCCUAAAACACGCCCAGCGGCUUGGAGAGGAUCUGCGAGCCAGUGAUCUCAUCACAGGGUGUCCGAUCCCCGUGGCGGAGCGUGGAGAUCUGGUGCGUCAGGGUGAGCUGUGUGUUUGCGGUGGAGGCCGACGGAAGAAAACGGGAAUCAGAAACAUCUUCCUCUAUCAGAACUAUGUCAUCUUCACCAAACACAAAACACCCAACCAGGGAUGCAGUGUGUACAGCUUCAAACACAGCAUCAAGACGGGUGAGAUGGGUCUCACUCAGAGCGUGGGCGAGGAUGGACUGAGGUUUGAGGUGUGGGUGAGACACGCGUCCCGCACCAGAGACUGUCUCACUCUCCAGGCCUCCAGCGUGCAGGAGAGACAAACCUGGAGCCACGACAUCGCACAGCUGCUCUGGACUCACGCCAUCCACAACACGGAGUUGUGUCUGAAGGAGUCUCUGUGUAUGGGAGUUUCCAGUAAGCUGCUACUGGAUGUGACGGGAGCUCAACUUUCAGACCUGGACUCCAGCUUCAGCCUGAAUGACAGAGUUCAGAGCAGUUGUUCAGAUUCAUCUUCUGUGGGCAGCAUGAAAGAGGGCGACUCACCCGCCUCUGCGAGAGAUUCAAAGAGAAACGGCGAGCAAACGGGUCACACUCAGAGCUCCUCACCCUCCACCUCUGUGUGAAUCAUUUCAACUCAUAAUACAAGUCUUAAAAAUAAUACACACUUUUCCUGCUGUUUCUUUAACCAAAAUCUCUGCCACAUAUUUACGACUGGGACAACUGGACACAAACUGGAUCCUGAGACGCACACAGCCGUGUAAAUACAGUAUUGCAGAAGACUGGAGGAGCCGUCUCACUUCUUAUCAUUUCAGUUGCUCUUGAUAAUUGACUUUCAGGUAGUGAAUCAAAGUUGAUUCAACGUCUCAGGCCCAUCACACACAUCAGAGACUAAAAAAAAGAUGACUUUAAAGUCAACAUGAAAUCAAAAUUCACUGAAAAUGUAUUCACUU